AAUUCUUAAAAUACACAAUUUUUUUGACGUACUAUUUCACCUUUUAAAUUCAUUUUAAAAAUUCUCAUAGUAUUUAUAAGAAUAGUUAGAAAUUUAAAUUGAAUUUUUGUUGUAAAAUUGAAAAGAUUUGUCCCUGCACGUAUUAUAUAUUUAUCAUGCGACAUUUUUUGACAAACUAACCUCUAUAAAUGGGUUUAUUAUAUCGAUAAUAUUAUAUAUAUACGGAAAUUCGUGUGCGAAAUGUCAGCUUGGAGUUUCGACAAAAACAGUACGUUAUCUUCUUCUUUUGUGUGACAACACUUAAAUCCAAGAUAAAUCAUUUAGGAUUUAGGUUAAAUAAAUGAAAUAAAUGAACGUAACCACUAGGUUUCUGAAUAAAUCAAAUGUAUUUUGUCGAAACAUUCACAGCGCAUUACUUCAUCAGGAGUUAAAGAUCGUUCACAUGACGGAGGUGCCAUUGAAACAUUUAUUUAUCAAAAAUUUGCGGAAGAGUGCAUCCGUACCGGAGGCGUUGUACUCGACCUAUGUCAAUUUAGUGGACACAAUUGCAAGUCCAGGAAGUCAUCAUCAGGAAUUGAACAAAUCCUUAAUGGAACCAUAUUUGGAUUUAUGUUACAUACCAAAAGAAGUUCCACCAGCGUCGAAUUAUGAUUUUUCCUUUGAGAGUUGCUCAAGCGUUGGAACAUCAAAUGAAAGCAUUAGUUCAAUGUUUACACAAAAUAUGGAUUUGACCAAGACAGCUGAGCAAGAUGGAAAUUUGGGGAAUAAACGCACAAAAGAUAUGCAGAGGUAUAAAACGAUGCGAAAGUGGAAGAGAUUUGGCAAACUGAAGCAAGAAGUGGAUCCAAAUGAAGCGUUUGUAUUGAGAUUGAUGUCCUUUAAUAUUCUCGCACAAAGUCUCCUGGAACUUCAUCCUUAUUUAUAUAAAUAUCACGAUAUAGCAGCAUUACCGUGGAAAGUUAGAAAACCAAUAAUAACCCAAGAAAUUCUUCAAGCAGAAGCGAAUGUGAUAUGUCUGCAGGAAAUGCAGGAAGACCACUUGGAUGAUUUCCUUGUGCCAUUCAAGGAGCAGGGCUACGAUUAUUUCUACAAAAAACGUACAAAUGACAAAGAUGACGGACUACUAUUAAUGUAUCGUACAGAAAAUUUAACAGUUGUUGACUACACAAAAGUGGAAAUGUUCCAGUCUGAAGUUGAAUUAUUAAACAGAGACAAUGUUGGUAUUAUCGUGAAAUUCGCCCUUAAGGACAGUCCAGAGACGCAAUUUGUCAUAGCCACGACACAUUUAUUGUACAAUCCAAGGAGAAGCGACGUACGUCUCGGUCAGGUGCAAGUUCUCUUAACUGAGAUUGAAAGGAUCGCUUUCAUCGAAAACACUAUGACAGGUCCAAAGUAUCUUCCAAUCAUUCUCUGUGGAGAUUUUAAUCUGGAGCCGCACACUGGGGUGUAUAAAUUCAUAACUCAGGGUUUAUUCACGUAUCAGAAUAAAGGGAGGAAUUUGGAACCGCAGGACUAUCGAUAUUUGUCGAAUGUACUGUUACCUCCAAGUUUGCAUAUCACGGAUGAUUGUCAGCAUUUUAAUGUUCUCCUUCAGAGGUUACGAGGCGGUGGACGAGGUCAAGUUAUGUUGGAGAAUAGAGAGAACCACAAAAAUAUUCGUAGACAUUCAACAGAAGAGAUAAUCGCUGAAGACGUUAGCGUAAACACAUUUACAAAUCAGUAUCAACAAAUUCAAUUAGAUGAAAAUAAUCAUGUGAAAUUUUCUUCCGGCACAUUAACGCAUCCAUUUAAAUUUCGUAGCGCUUAUAAGCAUAAGAAUCGUCAUGGAUAUCCAGAAGCUACGACACAUCAAAAUAAUUGGAUAACCGUCGAUUACAUAUUUUUCUCUGGUCUUGAACCUUUAGGAAUAUUGAGUUUGCCAACUGUUGAACAGUGUAAUGAUUUGCCAACAAUACCAAAUUUCGCUGUUGGAAGUGAUCAUUUAUGUUUAGCGGCUAGUUUUAAAGUACUCAAGAAAAAAAGGUCAAAUUUAUAAAAGAAAAAGAAAAAGAAAAAGAAAAAAAAGAGAAAAAAGAGAAAACGUUUCUUCUUUGACAGAAAGAAACUUACGCUUGUUCUAUUUAUGUAAAUACGAAAGUCCAUUCUAUUUUUCGAUACUAAACAAAUAUAAACAAAUACAUGAUUGAAGAAAAUUUGUUUUAAAUACCAUAACUUAGAAACUAUGAAAAUGUAAAUAGUAAUUUAAAUUUGCAUCUUAAGGUAGUAAAUAUUAAAAAAACAAGACUUUCGUAGAGAAAAGAAAGAAUACAUGAAUCAGAAGAAUUUUGUUUUCAUGAGUAGUUCUUCUACUUAUAUAUUAUUUUUGCAUUAGAUUAAUAAGUUUCGUUUAAUAUGCUUUUCAUCAACGAUAUAUUUCAUGUUAAUUAAGCUUUUCAUUUUUGAAUUUUUUUUUUCGUUUUGAAUUGAAAAUAAAUUAUAAAACUUAAGAGAAAUUU
This is a messenger RNA of Leptopilina heterotoma, 2495 nucleotides long. It is a transcript of the gene angel, whose product is annotated as protein angel. Bases 350 to 2035 code for a protein of 561 amino acids. The transcript is spliced from 6 exons. The record is from RefSeq and is a predicted model, not a curated record. Lineage: Eukaryota; Metazoa; Arthropoda; Insecta; Hymenoptera; Figitidae. Gene Ontology annotation, molecular function: 3'-5'-RNA exonuclease activity.